CUAGAGAAUCUUCUGUCAACCGGGGGACAAGUGAUCGGAACCGUUUUUAUUCUCCUGGAAAUUCCCAUCAAAUUUUUCGAAAAUGAUCAAAGAAUCAUUUGCCUAUAAGCAAUGCCAGUGCGCCUCUCAAGCGCACGAAGCCUGAAUAACAAGUGGAUCGACCGUCCGUCGCUCCGUCCUCCUCAGCAUACAAAGCAACCCAAGCAUCAUCGGCACUCCCUGCGCCCGGUCUGCAGCCCACCGCCUUCGACUACGACUUUACCGCCGCCCCAGCUCAAACCACAUCCCCCGUGCCCCUUGUUCCGGCCAGUGCCCUUCCUGCUGCUCCUGCUCAUCCUCGGACCAGUGCCUGCAGCAUGCAAGGACCAGAACUGCACCUUCCUCGAGGGCUACAUCCUGCAGUACGUGUGUCACAGCAGCUACAUAGAGGAGAUUCGGUUGCAGCACAAAGACCGCAUCCCGGCCAUCGGGACCCCGUACGCCAUCUGGAAGCGUCCCGACACCCACGACCCGUCCUACCUGCUCAUCUCCUUUUACGACUCGCCGCUCUUCUCCUGCUACACGGUGGUUAUGCACAAAGGCAAGUUUUACUGCGACGGGCGCAACUUCAUAGAGCCGAACACGGAGGUCGAGCAGAUGCACUGCCUCAACUAUCCGUUCCACUACACCUUACACCUGUACAAUGCGUGUGCCAAGAAGCCGUGCUCGGAAGGAUCGCCGCCCAUUGCAGUGGCGAUCGCCUACAUGAAGAGCAAUAUCAGGAGGACUAGUGAGGCUGUACCUCGCGUUAAACGCACUGCGGCUGUCCCCCUUCUUGUGCCCAUAAUCCCACUUCUCCUAUCCCGAUAUUUUGGUAUUUUACUAUGUCAAUAAAAUGGUUCCGAAUAGUUA
Molecule: messenger RNA, 891 nt
Organism: Drosophila sechellia
Lineage: Eukaryota; Metazoa; Arthropoda; Insecta; Diptera; Drosophilidae
Exons: 1
Coding region: 112-873 (253 amino acids)
Source: RefSeq, a predicted model, not a curated record